Beta vulgaris subsp. vulgaris (sugar beet) is the source of this 3069-nucleotide messenger RNA. Its product is annotated as alpha-glucosidase. The coding region runs from base 116 to 2809 and encodes 897 amino acids. Lineage: Eukaryota; Viridiplantae; Streptophyta; Magnoliopsida; Caryophyllales; Amaranthaceae. The transcript is spliced from 5 exons. Gene Ontology annotation, biological process: carbohydrate metabolic process. The record is from RefSeq and is a predicted model, not a curated record. Gene Ontology annotation, molecular function: hydrolase activity, hydrolyzing O-glycosyl compounds; carbohydrate binding.
CAUUACAAUCAUCAUUAUUCACGUUGAUCUAUUGAGCACUCAACAACAUUCUUAUUAUAUUUCCACUAGUUACUAACCCAAAUGAACUCGACAGUGAUUGUUAAUAGAUUGAGAGAUGGAACGAUCACAGUUAUUGGCAUCGCCAUUGACAUUAGUAGUGGUGUCACUACUAGUGUCGUGCAUGGUGACGGUACAAACGAAGGCGGCGGCGAAACCGGAAAAUGGUGGUCAGGGAGAAGUGAUUGGCUACGGGUACAAAGUGAAGUAUGCCAAAAUUGAUAACUCCACAGGAAGAUCCUUGGUUGCCUUGUUGCAACUUACAAGGAAUUCCUCUGUUUAUGGCCCUGAUAUUCAACUUCUUAGUCUUACUGUCAGUCUCGACGAAGACGAUCGUUUAAGGAUCCGAAUCAACGACGCCAACCAACCUCGAUGGGAGAUCCCCUACAACAUCCUCCCUCGUCCACCACCACCAUCACCACCAUCACAACCACCACAACACCACCUCAAUCCAUCCACAACCACCUUCACACACCCAAACUCCGACCUCACAUUCACUCUCCACAACACAUCUCCCUUUGGUUUCUCCAUCUCACGCAAAUCCACCAAUGACAUUCUCUUCGACGCCACACCUGACCCCACCAACCCCACCACUUUCUUCAUAUUCAAGGACCAAUAUCUUCAACUUUCUUCUUCCCUUCCGGCCCACAAAGCCCACCUCUUUGGGCUUGGAGAACACACCAAGCCCACCUUCCAGUUAGCCCAUAACCAAACCUUAACUCUUUGGAAUGCUGACACUGCUAGCUUCAAUGAGGAUGUUAACUUAUAUGGGUCCCACCCUUUUUACAUGGAUGUUAGAUCUUCUCCUAUGGUGGGGUCCACUCAUGGAGUAUUGUUGUUGAAUAGUAAUGGGAUGGAUGUUGAGUAUGUUGGAGAUAGGAUUACUUAUAAGGUUAUUGGGGGUAUUAUUGACCUUUACAUCUUUGCUGGGCCAACUCCUGAAGCAGUUCUUGAUCAAUAUACUCAGCUCGUGGGCCGGCCUGCUAUGAUGCCUUAUUGGGCUUUUGGAUUUCAUCAAUGCCGGUGGGGUUAUCAUGAUAUAAAUGAAGUUGAGUCCGUGGUAGAUAGGUAUGCAGAAGCUAAAAUUCCUUUGGAAGUAAUGUGGACUGAUAUUGAUUACAUGGAUGCCUUCAAAGAUUUUACUCUAGAUCCUGUUAAUUUUCCUCUGGGAAAGAUGCAGCAAUUUGUUAGUAAACUUCACAAUAAUGGGCAAAGAUAUGUGCUUAUCAUUGAUCCUGGUAUUAGUACAAAUAACUCCUAUGGAACUUUUAUUAGAGGGAUGCAAUCUGAUGUGUUUAUCAAGCGAGACGGUAAACCAUACCUGGGUGCUGUAUGGCCGGGACCAGUUUACUUUCCUGAUUUUUUGAAACCUGCUGCUCAGAACUUUUGGGUUGAUGAGAUUAAGAGAUUUCGAGAUCUUGUUCCCUUCGAUGGACUGUGGAUUGACAUGAAUGAAAUAUCGAACUUUGUCACUUCCACACCAACCCCAGGAUCUAGCCUUGACAAUCCGCCUUAUAAGAUCAAUAAUAAUGGAGCUCAGGUUUCCAUAUCGAAAAACACUAUGCCAGCAACAGCUUUGCACUAUGGUAAUAUCACAGAAUACAAUGCUCAUAACCUAUAUGGAUACCUUGAAGCUCGAACUACCCAUGAUGCACUCAUUGCAGUUACCAAAGAAAGGCCAUUUGUACUUUCGAGAUCAACAUUUGUUGGCUUUGGAAAGUAUGCUGCACAUUGGACCGGAGAUAAUGCUGCAAAAUGGGCUGACUUGGCAUAUUCGGUUCCUGCUAUAUUGAACUUUGGACUUUUUGGAAUACCAAUGGUUGGAGCUGAUAUAUGUGGUUUCAAUGGAGACACAACAGAAGAGCUUUGUCGUCGGUGGAUACAGCUGGGUGCCUUUUAUCCGUUUUCAAGAGACCAUUCAGAAAAAAAUAGCAUCCACCAGGAGCUGUAUAUGUGGGACUCUGUUGCUAUUUCUGCAAGAAAAGUGCUCGGACUCCGCUACCAGCUUCUCCCCUACUUCUAUACAUUGAUGUAUGAGGCAAACUUGAGAGGAACCCCCAUAGCGCGACCCCUAUUCUUUACUUUCCCAGAGGACACCACAACUUACGGAAUAAGCUCACAGUUUCUCAUCGGCAGAGGAAUGAUGGUUUCACCUGUUCUGAAGCCUGAAGCAGUUUCUGUUGAUGCAUACUUUCCACGAGGAAACUGGUUCGAUAUGUUCAACUACUCGAAAUCAGUCAGUGUAUCUACAGGAACAACUGUUACCCUCAGCGCACCCCCCGAUCAUAUCAAUGUUCACAUCCGAGAAGGUAAUAUUGUGGCUAUGCAAGGUGAAGCCAUGACAACACGAGCUGCGAGGAAGACACCAUUCCAUCUCUUGGUUGUUAUGAGUGAUCAUGGUGCCAGCACCGGUGAGAUUUACUUGGAUGACGGCGUUGAUGUGAAGGACAGUAAGAAAGGAGGGUGGAGUUGGGUGACAUUUGGUGCAAAAUUGGAACCAAAUAGUGUAACUAUCUCAUCAAAUGUUACGGAAGGAGAAUAUGCUAAGAGUCAAAAAUGGGUGAUUGAUAAAAUAACCAUUUUGGGUCUAAGAAAAAGAGUGAACAUAAAGAAAGGUGUUGAUCGAACUUUGAAGGGUGAAGGAAUGAGACUAAGCUCAACUUCUAACAUAAAUGGGAAGUUUGUAGUGUCUGAAAUCUCAAAUUUGAAACUGCUCAUUGGACAGAACUUCAACUUGGAGCUCAAGUACUGAUAGGAAACCUACUAACUAGGUUUCUUUGAAUGGUUCGUUUCAGUCUUAUUAUGUGUAUGUUGUAAUAAUAAUGAAUUUCCAUGUAAAUGUGGUUUUAAAUAUGAACUAUCAAAGAUAUCGACUUAUCGAGUGUAUUUAUUGUAUACCCAUGGUAUGGCUGUUUUUUUGCUAUUUGCUCAUCUAGAAUUCUUCCUGUUGUACAAAGUUUGCACAUUUGGAAGUUUCAGAUGAGUAAUGAGUAAUAAAAUAUCUUUGGUAUA